UUGCAUUUUGAACUCCCAAACCAAAGACCCAAAUUCCUUUUAAGUUCCAUACGUCCAAACAAAGUUUGAGAACUGAACUGCAAAGCUGACAUUCAAGAAAAGGUGGAAACUUUCUUUCUUGCUCAUCCAAAAUUUUCACCUGUGAAAGGAAAAUAUUAAAGCAAGAAAAUGAAUAGUUCAUCACCCGCGAGCUCAUCACUAUCAACAACAGCAAUCGUUGGAGGAGCAGCAAGUGCCACUAAUGCUGCUUUGGAGGAUUUCCAUUUCCCUUCUGAUCGUAUCCCUAUCCAAGACCCCAAGGAUGAGGCCAUGCUUGUUCUAAAAUCUGAUUUGAUGGCUGCACUUAACGAAAAGGUUAAAUCAUUGGAUGAAGAUAACUGGAAGUUUGAAGGUCCUCGUUCCCGCAUCCACCUGAUAUCAAGACCAGGUGGAUUUCUACAGAAGCAGAUGGAGUUCACAAAGAAUCGGUGCAUGUCCCCGCAAAAAUGAUUUAAGAUUUAUUGAUAGUGAAGUUCAUAGCGAAGACAUCUGGCAUGGCCAUCAACAACUUGAUUAUAUUUGUUCAUUGCUGAACUUCAUUAUGGAUUUAUGGCUACAAGUAUAACCUUUGUAACUGUUGAAAAUAAACGGGACAAAAUUUUCUUUCCGUUUGAUAUUUGAAUACUCCUGAAAUGAAUCAUUUAAGCAGUAGUCUGUUGCAGUGUGGAAUUCAGUUCGUGUUU
Molecule: messenger RNA, 722 nt
Organism: Durio zibethinus
Lineage: Eukaryota; Viridiplantae; Streptophyta; Magnoliopsida; Malvales; Malvaceae
Product: protein SAMBA-like
Biological process (GO): negative regulation of organ growth
Molecular function (GO): anaphase-promoting complex binding
Source: RefSeq, a predicted model, not a curated record